AUGGCUCCGCACGGCUCAGGCUACGACUCUCCGAGACUCUCUGUCCCCAUGCACGACUUGCACGAGCGAGCGCCGACGCCGCAGAGCAUCACGCGCCGCCGACUCGACAUCUCGCCCAAGAAGCAUCGCAAGGCGUCCGCGCCCCUGCAAGUCGUCUUUGUCGGAGUCGCCGUUCGUGACCGCUCCGACCUCGACGACAAGGGGCCCGAGUAUGCGGUCGCUGUCAGCGACGGUACCGGCAUCGCCGAGCACAAUUUCCGCCCGAAGGGCGAGUCGUGCUCCGACGCUCUCGAGUACAUCCUCGACCUCGCGAAGAAGUACUCAACGCAGCGCGGUCACAAGAUCCAAAUCCUCGCGCUCGCGCGCACCUGCACCGGCUUGAAAGAAGAAUCGACUUUCACGCCCUCGCCCCUCCCGUCUUCCGGCAAACCCGACUUCCUAACCCGCGUCUGGCUCGAACUCGAUGCGAUCCCUUACCUCGGCUCGCACGAUGCUGCAGAGGGUCAGUUUUCGCUUGAUGCGCAGGCGACGGCUGCGGUUGAGGAGGCGUUGGGAAAUUUGGUGCCCAUGUCCAGCUCGACGGUCAAGAUCUCGGUUAGCCCGUUGCGUCAGGUGCUCGUCGACGCCGACUUCCGAGUCCACCUCUACUCCCUCCCCGUUCUCAAAUCCAUCACCUCCCCGGCGCUAUGGAACACCUUCAGCGGCCUCGGCCAAGCGCUCGCAGCGCAAAAGACCAACGUCGCCUUCUUCUCGGCCACUCCGCGUGGCGGUGGUGUUGCGCUCAUGCGACACUCGCUCAUGCGGAUCUGGAACGCGGCGGGCUUGAAUGUGAGGUGGUAUGUCCCGGCGGGCGAUGCGAGCGUCUUCAACAUCACCAAGCGCAAAUUCCACAACGUCCUCCAAGGCGUCGCAGACCCUGACGUCCUCCUCCACGACGACGACAAAGCGCUCUUCGAGGCCUGGACCUCGCAUAACUUCAAGAGGUUUUGGGCUGGAGAGGACAGUCCGUUGAGGAGGUUGGAUAUUGCGGUGAUUGAUGAUCCCCAACUCACCGCCUUGAUCCCCAUCAUCCGCCGCGAUUCGCCCCGCACCAAGAUCGUCUUCCGCUCGCACAUCCAGAUUCGCGCCGACCUGAUCGACAAGGGCGAGAAGCAGCAGAAGGCGACGUGGGACUACCUUUGGAGCUUUAUCAAGCAGGCGGAUUUGUUCGUUUCGCACCCGGUCAAAGAGUUUGUUCCGAAGGUCGUGAUGGACAACCUGCCCGUCGUCUACAUGCCUCCCUCAACCGACCCACUCGACGGCCUCAAUAAGCCGAUCGAGAAGAGCGUCCUGAACACUUACCGCCACACCUUUGACUCCGCCGUUCAGUCGUCGGACGGACGGAAGGUCGACUGGAAUCGUGGGUACAUCAUCCAGGUCGCUCGGUUCGACCCGUCGAAGGGCAUCCCGCACCUCGCUGAGGGCUACCGCCUUUUCCGCGAGCAUGCUGAGAAGACGGGCGAAUUCGAGCACCCUCCUCAGCUUAUCAUGACCGGCCACUCCUCCGUCGACGACCCGGACGGCACGCUCGUCCUCCACCAGCUGCACGAGCAAAUCCAGGACAAGAAGUUCGAUGGGAUCCGGGAGGACAUCUACGCCAUCCGCGCUCCGCCUUCCGACCGCCUCCUCAACGCCAUGUUGCGCGGCUCGGACGUUGUGUGCCAGGUCUCGACCCGUGAAGGGUACGAGAUCAAAGUCACCGAGGCGGUUCACAAGGGAAAAUGGGUCAUCGCGACCAAGGCCGGAGGAAUCCCGCUACAGGUUAGGAAUGGCGUCGACGGCGAAAUUGUCGAAACGGAGGACCCGCAGGGUAUCGCCAACGCGCUCAUCAACUUCUACGCCAACGACAAAUUGAAGAGCAGCCGGAGCGAGAAGACGGCCAACGACAUUCACGAUGUGCGAGGCGGACGGCACUCCGACAAGGACGCUGGGCCUUCGGAGCGCGACCUCUCGGUUGGCAACGCGACGAUGUGGCACCUGAACUGGGCGAAGCUGAUCGGCUUGUCGGGGCACAUCAAGCUGACGAAGGAACAAGAAGCGCUCUGCGACUGGCUCGACAUCGCGCGCGAUGGCCGGCAGUGCAGCGUCGAAUCGAUUCGGAACAAGCGCGUUUGGGAGGACGUGCUCGUGCCCGGCUUUGCGAAGGAGGACAAGAAGUAG
This is a messenger RNA of Rhodotorula toruloides NP11, 2199 nucleotides long. RefSeq names its product trehalose synthase, glycosyltransferase family 4 protein. The record is from RefSeq and is a predicted model, not a curated record. Gene Ontology annotation, molecular function: glycosyltransferase activity. The transcript has 19 exons. The coding region runs from base 1 to 2199 and encodes 732 amino acids. Lineage: Eukaryota; Fungi; Basidiomycota; Microbotryomycetes; Sporidiobolales; Sporidiobolaceae.